GCAGCUGUGUGGGAGGACUUGGAGAACUGGGACACGAGUCUAGCUGGCUCGCCUGGGCCUUGGGCAUGGGGAAAGGGAAGCCCUGGGGGCCGGGCCACAGGGCCCAACCGAAGCGCCCCAGUUCUUUUCAAGGGCCCGAAUUCAGCCAUCCGAUGGCACUCCUUACUGCCUCCCCGACUCCUGCCUUUACUUACUUUUUAGGCCUUAGACUCAAUGCUGUGUGUCUGCUCCGAGGGAGAAGAGGGGCGAGGGCUGGGCCGGAGGGGUAAGGGACCUGUCCAGGGUCACCACGCCAGGAAAGGCCUAGCCUGUGCACACACCCAUGCACACAAAUAAACAGCCAAUGUGUGUCCCCGCGCGGCUCCCGGAGGGUCACAGGGAGAGGGAGCCGCUGGCCAGUCCCCCCUCUGAGGCGAGAAGGACACUUCCGGGGACUCCGUCAUUCUAGAUACGUCCUUCUCCCAGCAGGGGAAGGAGUCUAUCUGAAGAUCUCUAGUCCCCUGGAACUCAUCCCCUCCCCAUACAGCCCCUCAGCACGCCAUUGGAUAGCAGCCAGGAGCACGCCGGAAAGGUGAACCCUCUAGGUUCCAAAUCCUACUGUCCACUGGGGCUCUGCAAGAUGGAAAGAGCCAACCACCUGGCCUCUUCUUAAGCGCCUCCUACGUGCCAGGCAUGUAGAAUAGAGAAUACAGAGACUACUGGGAAUGCUAAAAGAGACAAAAGGACAGCUCCUGACCUCAAGAAGCGCAUGUUCUAACGGGAGGUUUCCAAAGGGGCUGCUAGCUACGCCAACGUCCACCUUGCACAGGGAUGCUCCGCCACCCAACUGGGAGCAAUUCCAUUGGCUGCCCCCAUGCCCAUGUCAUCUCUACCUCCCGGCUUCCUUCAAGUCCCAGGAUCGGGAACUGGCCCCUGAGGAGCUAGAUGAGCUGCUGGAGGCCUUCAAUGAGUUCGAUACUGACCGAGACGGCUACCUUGGCUACCGGGAGCUGGGGGCCUGCAUGCGGACGCUGGGGUACAUGCCCACAGAGAUGGAGCUCAUUGAGAUCUCCCAGCACGUCAAGAUGAGAAUGGGCGGCUGUGUGGACUUUGAAGAAUUUGUGGAGAUGAUGGGGCCAAAGCUCCGAGAGGAGACAGCGCACAUGCUGGGCAUCCGGGAGCUUCGCAUCGCUUUCCGAGAGUUUGAUGCGGACAGGGAUGGCAGGAUCACGGUGGCCGAACUUCGAGCUGCUGCUCCUUCCCUGCUCGGGGAGCCCCUGGUGGGACCUGAGCUGGACGAGAUCCUUCGAGAGGUGGAUCUCAACGGAGAUGGACACGUGGACUUUGAUGAGUUUGUGAUGAUGCUCUCGGGCCCCUAGGCUGGAGGUCACCCUGUGCCCCAGCAGGCAGCGAAGGCCCUGCUAGUGACCUCAUCUGACUGGACGCCCAGCCCAUCCCUAUCCUCUCAGCCCCAGAGACGAGACCAGAGAGGUUCUCUAGUCCAGGCCUCUCCCCCGAUCUACAGAUGAGGAGGCCCAGAGACACGGUGGACAGCUCUGCUCAUCCACUAUCCACCUGCAGCCCCCUCGGACAUCCAGAAACAGAGAGCCCGAGUUCAAAUCCAGUUUCAAUGGACACUUACUGCCUCGGUGGCCUGAGGCAAAUCUCUGUCUCCCAGGCCUCAGUUUCCCCACAUGUAAACCGAGGGGAUUCAGAGCUAUGUUUCCAUGAUGCCCACCUCAUGUCACAAAUAGUAAUGGAAGUUCUGGGGCUCGAAUCCAGGUUCUUUUCUUGUCUCCUCCAAGAAGCCCUCCUUGAACACCCUGGCCCACUGGCUCCGUUUUUUGUCCUGGGAUCCCAUCCCACAGUAGGCCAUGCUUGGUCCCAGAACCUCUAACUGGGUCUCACCUGUGGGCUUUGACUCUGCUGGGAGCCAGAGUGUGCUUCAGCCUUUCUCCUGCCCAUUGAGGGAUGGAGAAAGGGCAGCACUGGGCCUCCUACGCUCAUGAGGCCAGGAGGGCUGGUAGCAGAGGUUGCCCAACCUGAGCCAUUGGGAAUUGGGCACCAUGAAUGCCCCUCCUGACCCAGCUCCUUGAUCUCGUGCCAGGCUUCCAGCUGGGAUCAGAGGACCCUGCCCAUCUGCUUGUCCUGCCUUUUGUCCUCCGCCUUUCCCAAGAAGAGCCAGGGAAAGAGGGCUCUGGAUCAGCAGGAGCCUGAGAGAAGGGACGGGUGCCAGCUUCUUGGCAUGGCCCACAUUCUGGGAUGGUUCUGCUGGCCCCUGGGGGAGCCAGCACCAGGCUAUGAACCAGGACACCAGCCUCCAAUCCCAUCUCCACGUCAUUCUG
Monodelphis domestica (gray short-tailed opossum) is the source of this 2324-nucleotide messenger RNA. It is a transcript of the gene CABP4, whose product is annotated as calcium binding protein 4. Gene Ontology annotation, molecular function: calcium channel regulator activity; calcium ion binding. NCBI's taxonomy places the organism in Eukaryota, Metazoa, Chordata, Mammalia, Didelphimorphia, Didelphidae. The record is from RefSeq and is a predicted model, not a curated record. Gene Ontology annotation, cellular component: cytoplasm. Gene Ontology annotation, biological process: visual perception.